Molecule: messenger RNA, 1972 nt
Organism: Trichoplusia ni (cabbage looper)
Lineage: Eukaryota; Metazoa; Arthropoda; Insecta; Lepidoptera; Noctuidae
Product: NADH-ubiquinone oxidoreductase chain 2-like
Exons: 1
Biological process (GO): mitochondrial electron transport, NADH to ubiquinone
Molecular function (GO): NADH dehydrogenase (ubiquinone) activity
Source: RefSeq, a predicted model, not a curated record
UUUAUAAUUAAUUCUAAUAAAAUAUUUUUUUUAUUUGUUUUAUUUUUUAGUACAUUAAUUUCUAUCUCUUCUAAUUCAUGAUUUGGUUGUUGAAUUGGCUUAGAAAUUAAUCUUCUUAGUUUUAUCCCCCUCAUUUCUAACUCUUCUAAUUUACUUUCAACUGAAGCUUCUUUAAAAUAUUUCUUAGUUCAAUCUAUUGCUUCUAUUAAUUUUUUAUUCACAAUCUUAAUAAAAUUAAUUUUAAUAAAAAAUUUUGAAAUAAAUUACUUUAUUUCUAUUAUAAUAAAUUCUUCUAUAUUAAUAAAAAUAGGAUCGGUUCCUUUUCAUUUCUGAUUUCCGAAUAUUGUUGAAGGAUUAUCUUGAUUUAAUAAUUUUAUUUUAAUAACCUGACAAAAAAUUACCCCUAUAAUUCUUUUAUCUUAUUAUUUUAAUAAAAAUUUUAUUAUUAAUAUUAUUAUUUUAAAUAUUAUUAUUGGAGCUAUUGGAGGUUUAAACCAAACUUCAUUACGAAAAAUUAUAGCUUUUUCUUCUAUUAAUAAUUUAGGAUGAAUAUUAACAUCUAUUAUAAUUAGAGAAAAUUUAUGAAUAUUUUAUUUAAUAUUAUAUUCUUUUUUAAUUAGUAUUAUAUGUUUUUUAUUUAAUAUUCUAAAUAUAUUUUUUAUUAAUCAAUUAUUUAUUAAUAAUAUAAAUUUUUUUAUUAAAAUUAAUUUAUUAAUUAAUUUUUUAUCUCUAGGGGGAUUACCUCCAUUCAUUGGAUUUUUUCCUAAAUGAAUUAUUAUUAACUUUUUAAUUAAUAAUAAUAUAUAUUUAAUAACUUUUAUUUUUAUUUUAAUAAGUUUAAUUAUAUUAUUUUUUUAUAUUCGAAUUAUUUAUUCUUCUUUUAUAUUUAAUUAUUUAAAAAUAAAAUGAUUUAAAAUUUUUAUUAAAAAUAGAUAUUUUUCAAUAAUUAAUUUUUUUUCUUUUAUUUCUUUAUCGGGAAUAAUUUUAAGAACUUUUUUUUUUUAUUAAGGUUUUAAGUUAAAAUAAACUAAUAAUCUUCAAAAUUAUUUAUAAAGAAAUUUCUUUAAGCCUUAAUAGAAUUUUCUAUUCCUUGAAAUUUGCAAUUUCAUAUCAUUCUUGAAUAUAAAACUUUAAUAAAAGAGAAUAUUCUCGUAAAUAAAUUUACAAUUUAUCGCUUAAAUCUCAGCCAUUUUAUUUUAUAAGCGAAAAUGACUUUACUCAACAAAUCAUAAAGAUAUUGGAACUUUAUAUUUUAUUUUUGGAAUUUGAGCUGGAAUAGUAGGAACAUCAUUAAGAUUACUAAUUCGAGCUGAAUUAGGUACCCCUGGAUCUUUAAUUGGAGAUGAUCAAAUUUAUAAUACUAUUGUAACCGCUCAUGCAUUUAUUAUAAUUUUUUUUAUAGUAAUACCUAUUAUAAUUGGAGGAUUUGGAAAUUGAUUAGUACCCCUUAUAUUAGGAGCUCCUGAUAUAGCUUUUCCUCGAAUAAAUAAUAUAAGUUUUUGACUUCUUCCCCCAUCACUAACUUUAUUAAUUUCUAGAAGAAUUGUAGAAAAUGGAGCAGGAACUGGUUGAACAGUUUACCCCCCUCUUUCAUCUAAUAUUGCCCAUGGAGGAAGUUCUGUAGAUUUAGCUAUCUUUUCAUUACAUUUAGCUGGAAUUUCUUCAAUUUUAGGGGCAAUUAAUUUUAUUACUACAAUUAUUAAUAUACGAUUAAAUAAUUUAUCUUUUGAUCAAAUACCUUUAUUUAUUUGAGCUGUAGGUAUUACAGCUUUUCUUUUAUUAUUAUCUCUACCUGUUUUAGCUGGGGCAAUUACUAUACUUUUAACUGAUCGUAAUUUAAAUACUUCUUUUUUUGAUCCUGCAGGAGGAGGAGAUCCUAUUUUAUAUCAACAUUUAUUUUGAUUUUUUGGUCACCCUGAAGUUUAUAUUUUAAUUUUACCAGGAUUUGGGAUAAUUUCCCAUAUUAUUUCCC